AUGUGGACUCCUGUAACGUUUACAAGCGACAAUAGCGUUCCACCAUCAAGAUCCAAGCACAGCGCUGCUGUUCAUGGUAACCACAUUUAUGUGGUUGGCGGUCGAAAUGGCAAUUGGCCCCUGAAAGACAUAUGGAGAUACGCCCUGUCGAAUAACACCUGGGAACAGUUGCACCCGACAGGAGAUUCAUUGCAAAAUUUGCAAGAACAUACAGCAGUCGUUUAUCAAGACAAGGUAUACGUUUUCGGUGGAGAAGUUGGGUUUUCGUCUGCCUCUGAGUCUCCACUAUGGUCCUACAGUAUUAAGGUAAUGCAUACUGUGUGA
Messenger RNA from Macrosiphum euphorbiae (potato aphid), 324 nucleotides. Lineage: Eukaryota; Metazoa; Arthropoda; Insecta; Hemiptera; Aphididae. The record is from the annotation of a GenBank genome assembly.